Trichoplax adhaerens is the source of this 600-nucleotide messenger RNA. RefSeq lists its product as uncharacterized. NCBI's taxonomy places the organism in Eukaryota, Metazoa, Placozoa, Uniplacotomia, Trichoplacea, Trichoplacidae. The record is from RefSeq and is a predicted model, not a curated record. The transcript has 2 exons. Bases 1 to 600 code for a protein of 199 amino acids.
AUGAGUGUGAAUACCAAUCCAAUAACUCCAACGUUUGAAAAUUCUUUUCGAAUGGCUACCAAUGCCCAUAUUAGUCGCAACGAUCGAUCCCCAUAUUGUUCGCAGCAGGAAUCCUCAGACCAUGAUGAUAAUAAUGCCAGUAAGCAGGCUAAUCUCAAUAUAGGGAUUUAUGGUCAUAGUAGCAACAACAGUAGUCCUUCACUUUCUCAAUAUCACCAUUUGCAAAGUAAUAAGUUGGAAAAUGGUGAUGACGAGCCAAUAUCAGCAGCCGCAGUAACACCAACAGCGCAAAAUGGCAGUAACAUCGUCAAAAAGAAUAGUAAAAAAUUACCUAAAUUAACCGGCCUUUUCAGCAACAAUUCUCACAGUAAAGAUGACUUAGAGACUUUGAAUGAACAAGAUCGAGAUCAGUUCAAUAUUGUAGUAGAUGGCAAUGAUAUCAAGCGUACACAGUCUGCUGGACAAAGUUCAUUGGAAGAAAAGGUUAAAAGCAGUAAAUUCAAACGAAGCAAGAAUCGCAGUGGUAGUAGUAAGAACCACGAGUCACUUUGUUAUUUUACACAAAUCUAUAUUAUAAAGGGCAAUUUCUAUUUACCAUGA